AUCUGUGCAUAGGGAGCGGUCUGUUACAAACGUAAACUAAAACGGAUACUAAAUCUAAUGUUACUAUAGGCCUACUAAUCAGAGCAUUUAAGACUCAUUAGAUGAAAGUUAUUUGAAUAUAGGACGUUUCCUUUCAUUCAUUAAGCAGGUGACAUGUAGGUCGUGCUGGUGUCAAACGGUUGAAGCAGCAUCCAGGAUUGGAGAACAGGAGGGGAGAGAAACCCCCAGAGCAGCAUGGAGGAAGCAACAGGUUCUCCUCAGGAGGAGGCGAUCUCUCAGUUAAAGAGGGUGUAUGUGGAGGAAGCAGAGUUACCAUCAGCCAGCAACAUGCCUAGAAAUAAGGAACAUCAACUCAUGGAGUACAGGGUGUCUUUGGAGGAGGCAGAGUUACCAUCAGCCAGAGAGGAAGAUCGGUCCAGACAUGGGGGAGAUCGCACCAUGGAGCCCAGGGUGGAGGAGGAGAGACCGGUGUCACCAAGUUAUCUGUCAAUGAAGAGUGAUCAGUCGAUGGAUGUACCCAUUCAUUUUAAAAUGGGAGAUACAACUCAAGAAGGUACUCAGAUCUGCAAAGUUCAUCCCGCCAGAUCAGAAUCACCAACUCCCAGUUAUUCAGCCAUGAGUGACUCUUCAGUGGAACGCUCUAUCAACUUCAAUGAUGGAGGAUUACCAAAGAUUAAACCAGAAGACAUUCUCUGUGACCUCUGCUUUGAUGUUUUGGAAAUUGAGAAGAGAGCUGUUAAGACCUGUCAGACCUGCAAUAGCUCAUUCUGUGAGAAGCACAUCAGGAAGCACUACACUGAUGCACGGUUUCAGACACACCAGUUAGUGGAUGUGCCAGGGGGACUGGAACACUGCCAGGAUCAUCUCAAGCCCCUUGAGGUGUUCUGCUUGACUGACCAGAGGUUCAUCUGCAGUCAAUGUUCAGUGACAAAGCACAAAGGACAUGACAUUCAUCAUCAGACACAACAAGCUGGAGCAAAGCGAUCUGCUGGAGUGGGAGCCCAGAGACCACGUUGCGUUAAUGCAAUGCUGCCCCCUCCUGGUGAGAUCAGCUUCUUGUCAGUAAAGCCAGACUCUGUGACUCUGAGCUGGGGACCUCCUGAGGGUCUGGAGGGACGAAGGAAGUUCAGAGUGACCUGGGAGGGUGAUGGAGAAAAGAACAGCCUUUCAGUAACAGACUUUUACAGAGUGGUAAUAACCGGACUCCAACCUGGUCAGAAGUAUGAGUUCACUGUGGCCACUGAGGGGGACCAUGGCAACCACAGUAACCUUGUCUCAAAAUCUACAUACACAGUGGUCCCGCCUCCCAAGAACAUAAAGGUUGACCGGUUUGGACCAUAUUCCUUCAAAGUUUGCUGGUCCAGAUAUCCAGGAAUGGACCAUGUUCCACAGCGUUUCCUCGUAUGCUACACCGGUGAAGGAGAAGAGCUUGUAGCGAUGCAUGCUCAAGACUGCUGCACAACACUGACUGACCUGCAACCUGGUACUCAGUACACUGUCAAAGUCUGUACUGUGUGGUACAAUAAUGAAGAGAGUGAACCUGUCAACACAACUAUCUGCACUAGUGUUCCUGCUCCAGGCAAGUUGACAGUUGUCUCAGUGGGCACCACAUCAGCCACUGUGAGCUGGGAACAUCCAGAUGGAAUGGAACAGACCCAACUCCAGUACCAGGUUUCCUGGCAGAGUCCAGGAACUAGAGACAACAGCGAUAACAAAACCAUUGAAAUUGGCUGCUCCACCAAACUGAAUGGCCUGCAACCUGCAACACAGUAUACUGUCAGUGUCUCAACUAUGUUUAAAACUGGAGAAAAAAGUGAACCAGUUCACACAACUUUUAACACUGAUAUUGAGCCACCAAGGUGCAUAACAGUUAACUCAUCGACAACAACCUCAGCAUCUCUGAGCUGGCAACCCCCUGAUGACAUGGAGGAGAAGCAAAGGUACAGAGUUGAGUGGAAAUCUGGUGGACAUUCCGACCACCAUAUUGUUCAUGAGUCAUCCUAUAACAUAACUAACCUCAAGCCUGGCAGAGAGUAUGCCAUUAAAGUUGCAACUGUUGGAGACAAUGAGAAACUGAGCAAGUUUGUUGAAACGACAUCAAACACAGAACCAACCCCUCCUGAAAACCUGCAUCUGAAGAAAGUUAAAAACACAUCUGUCACAUUGUGUUGGGACACUCCAGUCAACAUGGAGGAUCUGUCAUAUUCAUUCAAGUAUUCCUGCAAUAGAGAAAACAUCGAACAGAUAACUAAAAACAACAGUGCUGUUUUAUCUGAUCUGGAGCCAGGAACAUCAUACACCUUUAAGGUGGCCACUGUGCUAGAAAAUGGCUGCACAAGCUUAAGGGAAACUAUUGAUCAUAGCACAAACAAAAGUUUCAAGUGUCUAUUGGACAACUUGGGACUAGGACAUUGUUGGACAAACAAACUGACCGUAGAGAUGGUAAGACAGAUAGAUGAGAAUUCUAUGUCUGAAAAAGCUGACCUUCCAUCACAACUACAAUUAUUUUUAAAGAGGUUGCUGAUGGUGAACAUUAAAGCAAUGAAUCUAAAACAAGAUGCUUAUCAACACUCGUUACCCGACCACAAGCCAUCAAGUGAUGAAGAGAUGCCUGAUGGCUUAAAGGACAUUAACCCUCUUGAUGUCAUAACUGCUCUGUUUUUGUGCUCAGAUGGUAUCUUGCAACAAGAGCUCAGUCUUAAAUUAUCCCUGUGUCAGUUUGCUGUUCCUCUGCUGCUGCCCAACCCUGAAACACAGCAAUGCACUCUGAUGCUGUGGGCCAUGAGGGACAUUGUUAAGCAAUUUAUACCUCACCCUCCUGGUGACUCAAAAGAGUAUGUGGAGAAAAGUAUUGUAGAGACUGAGCUCCCAAUGGUGUCUUUUGUUAGAUUCGGAGAUAGCAGCUUGUCAAAGUCUAAGGUUUUAAAUGAUCUCAGUAAUUCCCAACAGACCCACAACACAUUUGUUCACCGUAACAUGAGAGCUGGGAACAUCCCAAAGACGAUAUCUGAUGGUUUAGUAGAAAUAAGCUGGUACCUGCCAAGUGGAAUCCCGAACAUUGACGUCUUCCCUGAACCUGUGGCUGUAGCUAAUCUUCGUGGAGAUAUUGAGGACUUUCCAACCCAGUUCAAGUUCCUCUGUGAAACAUCAGCUGCAAUGUUUGUGUUUUGUGAUGAUCUGGAUGUCAAAUGUAUUCCAGACCUUAGUCAACUGAAACUGCAACUCUUCAUUGUCUGUGACUUUCAAUCUGGUUUAAAAAAAGAAGCUGCAGAGUUCCAGAAAUACAACGUUGAGAUUAUAGAAAAGAGAAAAAAUAUGAAUGAAGCAGAACUUGUGGAUAAGAUUUGUUCUGAAGUGAAAAAGGUCUUGAAAUCAGACCACCUCAAAAUUAAAGUGGAGAGUAUGGUGGAUGUUGCAUCUCAGUUGUCUAUCCCAGUGGAUGAAAAAUGCAGUCCUUGUGACACAGCAAAGGAUAGAGCAGCCAGAGUAACAGAGAACAUCAAACUACCUUUACAAGGGACAACUUGGAAGGAACUCACUAGACUGGAAAAAGAACAAUGCAUACUUAAAUUAGCAGGAGAUGAAAAACAUGAAAGCGAUAAGACUGAACAAAGGAGGGAACAGGUGACAAUUGGCAUGAGUGACAGCGUCAAAUGGUUCAUUGAGGGUUUGAAAAGUCCAGAAGAUGAACGAUCUUAUUUCCUCAAGUGGAUGAAGAUCAUCCUGGACAACAUAUCAAGAGCAAAACAUUCUAAACUUAUGAAGAGAGACCAAAGACAGGCAUUUCCUGAGGGUCACCCUGACACCAACAUGAAGGAACUUGUUGACAGAUCCUUGGGAACAGAACACUUCCUGAGAGAAGUUGGUCAGCUGUAUGAAGCAUCUAUGUGUGUUCCUGAAACCACUGACCUUAAACAUCAACUUCAAGAACUGCCAACAAUCUGUGCUGAGUUAAUGUUGGCUGGCUUUCCAUUGGAACUCAUGGAUGGGGAUGUGUCUAACAUCCCAAUGAGGUGGGUAACCGAUGUCCUGAAAGAACUUGACUCUCUCAUCCAACUCAAUAACAAGAUUCGAGUAGUUACAAUUCUAGGGUCCCAAAGCUCAGGGAAGUCCACUCUCCUCAACACCAUGUUUGGAGUUCAGUUUGCUGUCAGCAGUGGAAGAUGCACCCGAGGUGCCUUCAUGCAGCUCAUCAAGGUCAAACAUGAGUUCAGAGAUGUGAUCAAAUGUGACUUCCUAAUGAUCAUCGAUACAGAGGGUUUGAAGGCUGCACAGUUGUUAGACUUAACUGACAACUAUAAACACGAUAAUGAGCUGGCCACGUUUGUGGUAGGACUGAGUGACAUAUCCAUUGUGAACAUUGCUAUGGAAAACCACUCAGAUGUGAGAGAUCUCCUGCAGAUUGUAGCUCAUGCCUUCCUCAGGAUGUCUCAGAAAGAAUCAGGGAAGAAGCCCAGUUGUCUGUUUGUGCACCAGAAUGUGCCAGAUAUCUCUGCUCCUCACAAAAACCGUAGGGAUCAGAAGCUCCUUUUAGAACAGCUCAAUGAAAUGACAAGCGUUGCAAGCAGGAUGGAACAUUUGGGUAAAGACUUGGUAUUCACUGACAUCAUCAACUACAGAGCAGAGGACACCUGCUACCUGCCAGGUCUGUGGUAUGGAAGUCCACCCAUGGCUCCAGUCAAUCAAGGCUAUAGUGAAGGUGUGGCCAAAGUCAAGAGCUAUUUAAUCCAAACAUUUUCUAAUAAAACCGAAGCAGCAGAAACAUUGCUGGAUUUCAGCAAGUCUGUGAAAGAUUUAUGGGAUGCAGUAAAGUGUGAGAACUUCCUCUUUAACUUUCGCAACAGCCUGGUGGCUGAAGCAUACAGCAAGCUUAGUGCAGAGUUUAGCAGUUGGGAAUGGGACUUCCAAAAGCCGAUUUCCAUUUGGCUGUUGGAGGCAGAAACUAGAGUGGCAAACUAUGGUUUGAUUGACUCUCAAGAAGAGAAUCUCCUUGACAAAUUUGCAGAAGAGUUAAGAACUGAAGCUAACCUUCAACUUAAGAGACAUGGAAAUAUUUUUGUCAACAAAGUGGCUGAAUACUACAAAACAGGUGCAAAUUUGCAACUGGUUGAGAAGUACAAGAAUGAAUUCCACAUUGAUACAGAAAGCAGAAAGAGGAGGAUGGCCAAGACAGUGGAGAGAAGAUUAGAAGUUGCUGUGGAUGUGAGAAAAUGCACAUUUGGAGUAGACAGAAUUACAAAAAACAAUAAAACUAUUAUGGAGAAAAAUGUUUCUGAACUUGUUAAGUGUUGUCGAGGUAAACAGAAAAUGACCGUAGAGCAAAUCAAACAAGAAUUUGAAAAGAUGUGGACUGAAACUUCAGAACAGCUCUCAUUUAAAGGUCAUGAGACUCAAAAUGUUCCAGCACUGAUCACCACUGAUCUUCAUGUUAACUUGACAAGGGAAGGUCCCAAAGUCCAGGAGAUGCUAAAUAAAUCAAAGCCUUUAGAGAACUGUGGGAAAGAUGCAUUUAAAGUGAACAGGGCACACAUAAUUAAGAAGCUAUUCAAUAAGAAUGUUUCAAAGAGCACUUUUGAGACUGAAAAGGUUCAAGACAUGGCCAAUGACACCAUAAACCAGUGUCUGACAUUUGUAGCAGGAAAGGUGAAAGAAAAAACUGACUACCACCCAGCUCACACCAUGGAACUACUGGAAUUAAUUGAAAAUAACCUGAAAAAACACUGUGAGUUGGACAUAAGUCCUAAGAUUGCUGCAGCUCUGAAAAUACACAUCUGUGGGCAUGCAGCGAGGGAAUUCCAGAGCAUGCAUGAAGCUUUCAUCAAAGACAAAGACCCAGAAAGAAACUUUUUGGCGUUGAAGCCCCAGUACUGUAAUGACUUCGAAGGCCUUUACUACCAGAAAGAAACGAGGAAAGAGUACAAAAGAAAGGCCAAAGAAUUCACAGAUGAAUCUCUUAAACCAGCAGUCAUGGAGUAUAUCCAGAAAUCUCCCAAUCUGGACAUUAAUGGCAUAAUAAAAGAAAUUGUUGAAUUCAGAACAAUAAGACAUUUUCAGUUGUUCAUGCUUAAAGAGCUAUCGUCAUCUGAGUUCAACAGGUUCCAGGAGUAUAUUAAGAACUAUAAUGAAAGCGCACAGAAUUUGAUCCAGCAAAUAUUGGAAACAAGAUGUAGACGUAAUAAAAUUGAAAUUGUGAGGACAAUUUGCAGAGAAAUACAGGCUGCUGUUGAGCAAUUAGAGGGAACUCACAUUUCCAAUGGAGGAGACAUAAAAGAGUUCUUUGUUGGUUUACGCUCAAAACUGAAUGAGAGGCUUGUCAUCUCUGACAAUACAACAGGAUUGGUUGUAAAAAAUUUCAGGGCCAGUGAAUUUUCCAAUGUGUUGACAGAAUUAAUUGGAAAAAUGGAAAAAGACCUUCUCCCAAAGGAGAAAUCUGUACCUUGCGGCCCUCUGAAGCAACAGCAGAAAAAGCUGUUAGGCUGUCAGAGAUUCUGUCCACGGUGCAAUGUCCCCUGUGAUAAAGAGGGGGAGAGUCACUGGUGGCACACUGCUUUGACUCAUCGACCACUUGCAUUUGGGAAGGAAAAAAAGUCUGGGAAACUUACCUUUCAGAUGUGCUCACAUACAGACAGUUCCUGGUUUACUAUUUGGAAGAGUUAUUUCAAAAGAGAGGUCCAGCCGUAUGACACCCCAAUCACAGCCACACCCUACUGGAAGUUUAUCUUUGCAAAGCACAAUGAAAAGUAUGCAGAGAUACACAAAUGCUCACCAGGUGAAAUACCAGAAGCUUGGAAAGCAAUCACAAGAGAGGAGGCUGUACAGAGCUUAGAAAUAUGAAAAUCAAUAUCAACUUCAAUCAAUCGACUUUGUUUCACCAAGAUCAAUGGCUCCAAGUGACUUUAGAGUAAAUCUGAUUGGAAUAUGAAAUAUUGAAUUAUUUGUGAUGUAUUGUAUUCUUGUACUCUAACGAUGUACUGUUAUAUUGUAGUUUAUGUUGUUGUUGCACAAUACCUGAUAUAUUAGUAUCGUUGCACAGUGCCUGAUACAAAUAGACUGUUUCCUAACUUCGUGUAAUGACAACGUGAAAGUGUACAAAGGUGACUUGGGCUUAAGAUGAACUACAUUUAGUCAUUUAGCAGACGCUCUUAUCCAGAGCUGGACAAAUAUGGCCCUUUAACCUGUACAUAUAUUGUUAGAGGACAAAUGGACAACAUGUUUUAGUUAUGUUUGAUACAUUCACACAGCUUAUGAGUUUUUGAGAUAAAUCUUUUCUGUUACUAAUAUCUCCACAAGUAAUUCAAAUGUUUUUAUUUGUUGACUGAGGAUUAUAAGGCCCUAAUGUUUUUUUGUUGAAUUAAAAUGACAAUGUUAUUGUUCAAUGAUGUAGAUUAUGUCGUAUUUUACAUAUGGUUACAUAUGGUUAUAGAUAAACAUACAGUUUAUCUGUCUGAUUUAUAUAAAGAUUGUUUUCGAGGAUAAAUACACUUUACUAAACAUUGUAAAUGGUAACAUUAUCUACUGAUUGCUUUAUGGAUAUUACAAUCAAUACAAACAAUCAAAUCAUGUGUAAAAUGAUUUGGGCUCAAAUAAAAAAGUGUGUUGAAAGACACCGUGGAGUUUGUUACUUCAU
Messenger RNA from Osmerus eperlanus (European smelt), 7627 nucleotides. RefSeq names its product interferon-induced very large GTPase 1-like. Gene Ontology annotation, molecular function: zinc ion binding; protein binding; GTP binding. The transcript has 14 exons. The coding region runs from base 235 to 6834 and encodes 2199 amino acids. Lineage: Eukaryota; Metazoa; Chordata; Actinopteri; Osmeriformes; Osmeridae. The record is from RefSeq and is a predicted model, not a curated record.